This is a messenger RNA of Myxozyma melibiosi, 5091 nucleotides long. RefSeq lists its product as uncharacterized. Lineage: Eukaryota; Fungi; Ascomycota; Lipomycetes; Lipomycetales; Lipomycetaceae. Gene Ontology annotation, biological process: regulation of GTPase activity. The coding region runs from base 1 to 5091 and encodes 1696 amino acids. The transcript is spliced from 3 exons. The record is from RefSeq and is a predicted model, not a curated record.
AUGGACGACUCCGUCUUGGACGAGGCUUGCUCGGCCGCCACCCGGAGACGAGGCUCCAUACCCCGGGUCGCCCGUCGCGCUUCGAUCAACAUCGCCUCCCUCUCCUCCGCUCACCCGCCUGUGUUUGGCGCUGAGCUUGGCUCGGCUUCGCAGGACUACUCCGGCCAUCUCGCAGACGACCUCAUCCGCAACCAGGACCACUACUAUCGGCAUAGAGCAGACGUCAGGAUCCCUGCCCUGCAUGAUCGCGAACUAUCAAAAGGAACAGACAGACACAGACGGCCAACUCACGCCGUCAUCGCCGCGUCUUCUUCAUCUUCUGCAACCUCCAUCGCCGCUCUUUCGCCCCAGCCACUCAGCCCGAGACGGCUACAGCCCUCGCAAAAGCAUCAACAAGACAACCAAGAGCAAGACAAUCAUCCCCGUCUACAAAACCUCGACUCGCAAAAAUCUUCAUCUCAGCAAAACAAGAAACGGAUCCCACCAAAGCGACUCAACAUGCGGCCUUCUGGAAACGCUGCAGACCAGUACGACGACGAUGACCACGCCGAAUACUCGUCCGAGGACGAGGAAGUCAAAUACGAUCUCACCUUUUCUGCCGAAUGGAGUCAUCUUCUUGCAAUCAUGAAGAAAAUGAAAGGCGUCAUUCGAGGUUGGGCGAAAUGGAAGACCCAAAGUGCUCGCGGGAGUGGCUACUGCUACACCGAAGAAUUCUCCGGCGCCCUACUCUUCGAACAAAAAGAAUCUGUCGCCAUCCUCAUCAACGACCUUCGCGGCUGCACAGUCUCUCUCUCCCCCGUCUCCUCAACCGCAAUCCAAGUCAUCUCCGCUCGCGACCCUUCCAGCUUCGCCAUCAUCGAACUCGAUUCCGCAGAGGAGUUCAACAAGUGGCUCGCCGUUCUGAUCUCGUGGUCGCCCUUACGAGCCGCCGGCGUUUCCAGUCGUCUACUGCGAUUUCGAUAUCCACAGCUCGACCUGUCCGUCAGAAGCGGCGAUAAGCAGCAACCCAGCACCGCCCAAAAAUCGUCGGCAAAGCCCGCACCCGCACCCGCACCCGCCCAGACCCCUAUAGACGACGACCACAAAACGCCACCUGAGAUUAAGGAUCAGCAGCCAGUCGUGAGGACGAUCAAAGUCGGGCAAUUGGAGCUGUGGGAUCCGCAAUGGCGGCAACCUCCUCCUCCGCCACCUGCAUCAUCCGCUGCUCAAAAGCGCACAAAACAAUCCUCAGCUUCCUCCAGCUCCACCACCACCACAUCCGCUCCCUCCUCUGCUAUGUCCUCAUCAAACAAACUAUGGGUCAAGGCUUCCUGCCUGUUGAAGACGAACGGCGACUUUCAGAUCUUUCCCGAACUCCCUCUCUCAUCCAGACCGCGACAACAAUCUCCCGCGAUCGCCGACACAAAAUCCUCUUCUUCUGCAUCCUCAUCAAAAGCUCAAAUCAACUCAAACUCACACUCACAAUCCUCGGCCGCUUCUCUCUCCUCAUCUUCCUCGUCCUCCGGUUCGGCUACCCCCAGCUUCACCCCUUCGACUCCAUAUACCGGCACAACUUCAAGAUCGUUCUUGAACAACACUAGCUCGCACUAUACCCUGCAGCUCUCCACAAUCAGACGGUCGGCGAUUCAAAAAGCCGAUCCUUCGCUCACUGGACGGCAAAACUGCAUUGUCAUCUUCCUGAAAACGACCGUCAGCAAAUCAAACCCAACCCCCGCAGUCGACCCCUCUCAACAGUCGCAGGGUCAACAACCACAGUCACCAACCUCGCAGCAGCACGCAAACCCAAGUCUGGCUUUCAGUGUUCAUCAUCAUCACAACUAUCAUCGCCAUCAGUCUCCAGCAGUCACAUCGCCGCCCGAGAACCAGCCUAACCAGGUCGCUCCCACUCCCGGUGUACAGACUCCUGGCACAACCGUCCUCGUCACCCCUGUCUACUUCUUUUUCGAGUCGCGCACUCUCAUGGAGGUUUGGUUUGUGCUUUUCCGCAGCAUGAGCUUACCGGAACUGUACGGACCCGAUACCGGAAGAGUCUCGGGGUCCUUCAGACAAAUCAGAACUUUGAACAUUAGAAUCAUUGACGGAAAGAUUCUGUGGCCGCGUGGUCCUGGGUUGAGCGUUGACUCUACAUUCAUGCCCAAAGCUAUCGACUCGUACGUCGACAUCGAGCUUAACGACAAGGUCAGAGCGAGAACAAGGGUUAAAUAUGGCACUGCCAAACCUUUCUGGCGUGAAGAUUUCUCAUUUCCUGACCUCCCAUUUCUGGUGAAUUCAGUAAAGUUGAAACUUCGAAGCCGAAAUCGGAAAAACCCGGAUUUACUCUCUGAUGCUACAAUCGGCGAAGUCAAGCUUCUCAUGUCCGACGUCCAGCAAGACUCCGAUCUCGAGCGCUGGAUCCCGGUCUUCAACCCCGCCCGCGGCUAUACCGGUAAAACAGGCGAACUCUGCGUCAAAAUGCAGAUCUCCGAGUACACCAUCCUAGCCGGCCGCGAAUACGAUCGUCUGCUCGAGCUUCUGCUCGAUUUCUCCAACAGACUCACGCUCACGAUCGCAGACAUGACUGGUGAUAUGAAGCAACUAUCCACAAUUUUGCUCGAUAUCUUUCAAUCCAGCGGACAGGCUACCGAGUGGUUGAUUUCUCUUGCUGAAGAAGAGAUCUGGGAGCGAGGAAACUAUACCGGUCCUAGCAGGCAGACGCCUCCGCCUACAAAGCCUGCGCCGACUUCAGAUGUCAUCUCCACACGUCCCGCAGUUCCUCUGUCAGACGCAAAUGCUGAAACCGUCUUCUCGACCGUCGGAAUGUCGCGAGUGUCCUCCCAGGAGCGCGAUACUAAUAGCUCUAGUGGCGCGAGUACUCUCUCCCCGGGUACUCUCUCCCCGCCCGAAAGCUCCCGAUCACGAGCAGAUCUCCUCAGAGACGUGUCUCCUUCCCGCAACGAGCCAAUGGCUCCCCGCACCGCCGCCAUCGCAGACGCAAACCUGCUUUUCCGCGGAAACUCGCUCUUGACAAAAUCGCUCGACGCUCACAUGCGCCGCAUCGGCCAAGACUAUCUGAUCGAGACCCUCGGCAGCACGCUGCAGAAAAUUGUCGACGACGACGUCUUCAUCGAAGUCGAUCCUCAGAAAAUCGAGCCUCAGCACCAACGUCAAUCUGGAAACAACACUGCUUCGCUAGAAGAGAACUGGGCACGGCUGGAAGCUUAUCUUGUCGCGAUCUGGACAAAGAUCAGAGAGUCGAAGUCGAAAUGCCCGCCGGCGCUGCGACGCAUAUUUCACAACAUCCGUCUUCACAUUGAAGAGAAAUACGGCGAGUUCCUGUCCGCAGCUUCGUACACCGGUGUCUCGGGUUUCCUCUUUCUCCGGUUUUUCUGUCCGGCUGUACUCAACCCGCAUUUGUUUGGGCUAGUCAGAGACCAUCCUGGUCCGCGGUCUCAGCGCACGCUGGUCUUGAUUGCCAAAGGUCUUCAAGGAUUAGCCAACCGCACGACGUUUGGCGCAAAGGAGCCAUGGAUGGCGCCGAUGAACGCAUUUCUCCAGCAGCGCAUCGAAGAGUUCAAGGAGUUCAUCGUCGACGUGUCUACCUGGCGAACACGGGUCUACCCCGCCGCGAAUGCAGACCAUCACGUCGUCUCAUCGCCCGACGCAGACGGCGGGAACGACUACCUCGAUGACAACGAGAUCGAAGCCACUCAGCGCAGUUUGUUUAUGGUACCAUAUCAGAUUCCAAACACAGUCCUGUCUCGACUGCCGACCGCGUUCAGGGACGGUGUGCCGAGUUUGCCGUAUCUGAUUGAUAGACCUGCGACGCUUGCUGCCCUGGUGGAGCUUUGGCUUCAAUGGUACGAUGCAAAGGUUAGUGCCAAAGCCGCGCAGCGAGCUGCGGCUGCCGCGAAUGCGAAGCGAAACGACUCGUCCGAUGACUAUGGUGAUGAGAUUGAUGAUCGGAAGGCUGCGGAGAGAAGAUCCCGUGACAAGGAUCGCGCUUCUUUGAUCGAGAGCUUGCCGGAUACCUAUACAGACGAGUCAGACGUCGCAGUGUCAGAGGACGAAGGAGACGGAGACGGAGGCGUCGGCUUCUCAUCGUCGUCUUCUUCUGUACUCUCUUCCGACAGCGAAGAGGAAGAGGAAGGCCCUGGGUUCUUCAGCGACGACGACGCACUUGCAGAUCUUGUCGACGAGGAUGAGGAAGACGACAAAGCUUCUCAUAAGCACCACCACCGCCGCCAUCAUACCCGCCCAGGCUUGCGUCGCCGCAGAGUGUUUCAUGACGGAGAGGAUACGCCGUCGGGGAUUUUGUUCACCGGUGCGCUGGUUGAGUUUCACCAUGAGUGUAUCAGAAUCCGCGAGGAGAUCCGGAGACUGCGGAACAAGACCACGAUUCCUGAGAUGCCGUCCGAUGUGCCGGAAGAGACUUGGGACUACUACGUCGCGAACUUUCUAAACAUCAAGGACUUUAAGUUUUCGAAACGUGGGAAUAUCUUGAAAAGUCUCUUGAUGACUACGGCCAGUGGAUCUGUCAAGACAUCUGGUGACAGCUCGAGCGGACGCAGUUCAGGGUUAGAGCCUUCUUCGACCGCGAGCACGGAUUCGCACUGGUUUGGCGAGCAGACUUCUCCUCCCCUUCACCGAUCGACGGAGAGAACGGAGGACGACUAUAGCUACUUUUCAUACCCUGCUGCUUCCGAGCCCGCGCCGUCUGCAGCUACUACACAGAUGACGUCUAUCCACGCGACCUUGUCCCCGGUCGAGAUCCCGAACCAGAAGCGGCACUCCUCGAUCUCCCGCACUUCCUCAACGUUCAAUCGGCACUCGCGCGACCUUUCCGUGAUCGACUCGGCAUCGCGCAGUAUCGACUCUACAAUCUCAGCCGGUAGUUCUUCCACCAACGCGACGCUAAACAUCGGCGGCGUUUCGUUAGGUACAACCUCGACCGCGACAACCGACUCUGUCUCAUCUGAAGUCUCGCUGAGAGAAAUCUCUUCAAGUGUGUCGAGAGGGUUUGGCACGCUGUCAAAGAAGAGCAAAUCGAUCAAGCUGCAAUCUUGGAGAAAGUUUUUAGGUGGUGGUAGUUCGACGUCAAACAGUGGACAUUGA